Messenger RNA from Argiope bruennichi, 2265 nucleotides. Its product is annotated as transcription factor SOX-21-like. Lineage: Eukaryota; Metazoa; Arthropoda; Arachnida; Araneae; Araneidae. The coding region runs from base 486 to 1598 and encodes 370 amino acids. The record is from RefSeq and is a predicted model, not a curated record. The transcript is spliced from 2 exons. Gene Ontology annotation, biological process: regulation of DNA-templated transcription; cell differentiation; anatomical structure morphogenesis. Gene Ontology annotation, molecular function: RNA polymerase II cis-regulatory region sequence-specific DNA binding; DNA-binding transcription factor activity, RNA polymerase II-specific.
AGAAAUGUUACAACGUGUGCGUAGUUUUAUUUUCCUGAAGACAGUUGAAUUUUCAUUUAAUAAGUGUGUUUCAGAUACAAGAUCUUCCAGAAAUUUUAUUUUUGCAAGGCGUAUUCGUAGGUUUUCCCUUGCUUAGGCGGGUGUAUACAACUUGGGGCUAUCAAAUCACGCUUUCAAGCACCCCUCCGAAAUGAUUGGUUAACAGCGAGCUCCCUUUUCUCUAUUGAAAGAAAGUUUCUCCCCACUCUCUGAUUCGGUUGAACAAACCCCGCCCCGAGUGUCACAUGACAUUCGGCUAGGGUUACUGCUUACAGCAAUCAUUCUAAACUAUCAUUUUCACUCGAACUUGGAACGAGUUAAGUUUUGCCUUACGAGCUGCGUUUUAACGUACCUUAUCUUUCUGCGAGCUGUAUUGCUAGAGCAAACGCCGUUUGUGAAACUUUAGUCGAUAAUCUGUGGAUAUUUCGCAGUGAAAAUUUCUCAAGAUGAUGCACAGUAGUGGUUUAAUGAAUGAAGGUAAUGUGAAUACUCUACCAUCUCUCAUGAGUGUCAACGAGAUGCUUCAAUCCACGUCCAAUCCUCCAGGCGGGGGGAAAGCAAUAGAGCGCAUACGAAGGCCUAUGAAUGCCUUUAUGGUUUGGUCUCGAGCACAGCGACGUAAAAUAGCUGGAGAAAAUCCCAAAAUGCAUAAUUCUGAAAUCAGCAAGCGACUUGGAGCGGAAUGGAAACAACUAUCAGAGGAACAAAAGAGGCCUUUUAUUGAUGAGGCGAAACGCUUACGACAAGAGCAUAUGACUCGUCAUCCUGACUACAAAUACCGACCAAGACGCAAGCCGAAAGUAACACCAAAGCAAUCUGAACCAGUGAUGCCGCCUUAUCCUCAGCCAUACCAUAUGCCUUAUUUUCAUCAAGCCAUUGAUCCUAGAACCUUCAUCAGUCAACAGCCUGGAUCUUAUGAUUCUGAAGCCAGACAUGCUAUUGUUCCCGCGACAUUGAAUCAUUAUGCUGUUUCAAAUUGGCCUUAUCCACCAACCAGUUACCCUAGUGAAACAGCAACCAGCCAGGAAUAUGCAACAGCAUCUUCGAUCAGCCAAGGAGCCUCAAAGAACGACAUCUACAAGUAUCAAAGCUUAUCAGCUAGCAAAUUACCAAUGUUUUAUCCAGAAAGUAUGGGUCGAAAUGAAGGAAACACACCUUCUUUUCAGUCUCAUCAUUCAGUGCCAAUUCAGCAGAGAACUCCGGAGCAUAGCAGUCAGCCUUCCAUUGAAAAUACCGAAAAUAUGCCAGUUACCUCGAAUCCAAGUCUUGCCAACUUCACCCCAUCUUAUUAUUCAAAUCCUCAUCCUCUAACACCUCCUUCAUCAGUGUCACCUAAUCAAGGAUUAGUGUCUCAAGCAACGGUGGUGAAGCAAGAGCAAAUGGAAAGUCAGAUGAGUAAUCAUUCAAGCCCAGGGGCACCUCAAACAGCUCUUCCUCCGUUCUACCAAACGCCAAUGUAUCACGAAUACUUUCAGUUGGCCGCCCUGAAUCAUAAUCAACAAACGGGAACUUAUCCUGUUUACACACCUACUCCUCCUCAAACGCGGCCAAUUUUUUAAAGACAAGUAGUUAUAAAAUUGCCCAUAAACUGAUGGACUUGCUUAAUAAGUGACCUCCCUGUGAAGUUUCCCUGUGUUGUGACAUUUUAUUUAGUGAAAAUUGUUUGGAUUCAAGUCAAAAACACUAAACUUAGUGAAAUGAACAUUGAAAGUGACCUCCCUAUGAAGUUUCCCUGUGUUGUGACAUUUUAUUUAGUGAAAAUUGUUUGGAUUCAAGUCAAAAACACUAAACUUAGUGAAAUGAACAUUGAAAGUGACCUCCCUAUGAAGUUUCCCUGUGUUGUGACAUUUUAUUUAGUGAAAAGUGUUUAGAUUCAAGUCAAAAACACUAAACUUAGUGAAAUGAACAUUUAUUUUACUGAGUAAAAUUGCUUAACUAUAGGAAUUUUGAUCAAUAAUGACAGACUUCAUAUUUGCUGCAUAUUUCAAUUAUGAUGUGAACACAGUUUAUUGAUGUUGGGUAUGUAUCUGAAAUUUUAUGAAUGGAAUUAUGUACUAUUGCAAGAUUUUAUAUUUGUAAAAUGAAAACUUUUAACAGACUAAAAAUAUUCUAAUUUGCAUCUUAAAACUUUCUUGAUAUUUCAGCAUUGCUCAUUGAUGAAAGAUAUGAUCAGCAUUAUGAUGCAAACUUUUUCUUACAAAUCAUCCAAUUUUCAUGUGAAUUAUU